GAGAAGUGUUGAACGCGCGAGGACGCAUAGUUUUGGCGACUCGUUAUUUCGGCGAGAGUGCGUUUGAUCCCGCCGGCAGUACUCCGUUCGUGUAUGGAUGUGUGCGUUUGUAUAUGACGACAUGGAGUGAAAAUUUGAUUCUAGUUUAGUGAAAAAAAAAAACACCCAAAACCAACUUCAACUCAACCGCCUUGAACGGUGUUUAAUGUAAAAAGAAAAUAUUUCCUUAAAAAAAAGUAAUAAGAAAAAGUAGUGAGUGCAAUCGUGUGUGAGUGUCUCUCUGUACAGAGUGUUGUGUGUAUGUAUGAGUGUACAAAGUAAUGUUAACCGAGUGAAUGUAGGGAAACGGAAGCAUCCCUUUAAUAUAAUACUGGUGGCCCUUUACGUGCAGUGUGCAUCGAUCGACGACGACGGCUAUAUAGAGUGAUCGAUCGAUCGAUCGGCCCGGCAAUUGGUGUGCCCUUUUCGGUACGUGCACACACAGACGCGCGGACACCCCUACGCCCAGGGUGUGCGACCGCGAGGGUUUCUAGUUCCAUCAGCGCAUAGGAAGCCGCGGCAGCGCGUCAGCUGCCGCUGCGAAUAAAGCCGUCAAAAUUGGCCGAAUGGAUAAGGAUGGUGAGAAGAAGGGCGGCGGCGAGAAGAAGGGUGGCGGCGGGCAGGGCGGAACCGGUCUGGGAGGCGCAGCCGGUGUUAACGAUCCGGCCGCGCUGCUAGAUGCCGCCUCGCUAUUCGCAUACUGGGGACGAGACCCGUCUGCCAUGGCGGCAGCAGCCUCAAACCCACUGUUUGGCUCACAGUUCGGUAUGCCCGGUGGGCUCGGCGGACUGAUGCCGAACGCCGGUUCCGGUUCCGGUAGCGGUAACGAUCGAUUCUCCAUGUCCCACCACAACCAGAACACGAUGGCGGUGGCUGCGUCCCAGGCCGCCUCACUGGCCGGUUUGCACAAUAGUUGGUGGUCGAUGGCACAGCUGGCGGCACAGGAUUACUUUGCCCGGCUGCAGGCUUCCGGCAUGUCGCAGCUUCCCUUCUCGCAUGAUCUGGCCGGAGCGUUCCCGAGUGGGCUUGGGCUGGGCGCAAUGGGUGCUGCCGCUGCGGCCGCCAUUGCCGGUUCCGGUGGUAACACGUCGGCUGGUGGGGCAGGUGGUGGCGUUGGCGGUGGAGGCACCGGUGGUAGUGGGUCUGGCGGUGGCUCGGGCAAGAGUGGUUCGGGCGGUGGAAAAGGCAAAAAGCGUGAUCGGAGCAGUAACAGCAACAGCAGCAACGCCAGUUCCGGUGGUGGAGCGGGCGGUUCGUCUGGUGGCAUGGCGGGCAGUUUAGGUGUCGGAGGCAUGGGUGGCGGAGUUGGUGGCAAUAACAGCUCUUCGUACAAGAAUUCACCAUCCCCCUCCGCAUCGCAGGCCGCCGCUGCCGCUGCUUACAAACAGUCACUCUACAGUCAGGCGACCCUCCACAAGGAGCUAAUGGCCAUUACGGCGGCAGCAGCAGCUGCCCAAAAUCAACAGCAUUCCGGUGGUGGAGGCUCAAACAGUCAACAGUCCCAACAACAGCAACAGCAGCAGCAACAGCAGCAACUCCAACAACAGCAACUUCAGCAACACCAGCAGCAUCAGCUCGCCAGCCUCGGCAUGUUGGCCGGGCUUGGUGCGGGCAGCAGCAGUAGCGGUAGCACAAGUUCCAAGCAAAAAUCAUCCUCUAGUGGAUCUGGGGGCGGUGGUGGUAGCGGCGGUUCGUCCUCGUUAGCAUCCUCGUCGCCACACGGUGCGAGCCGGCUGAUUGGGAACGAUUCGAUAUCGAUCACGCGCGGUUCCAGUUCACCGUCGAUGAGCUCUAGCAAACAGCAGCCAACGCCCAGCGUUACCAUCAGUGCCAGCCACGGGAAUCCCGGUGCCUCGUCGUCGUCCUCCUCCUCAUCCGCGUCACAGCAGAACCAUCUACAGAACCUAUCGUCCUCGUCGUCCCGCUCGUCGAAGGACAUGGGCGGGAAGGGUGGUGGUGGCAGCAGUAGCAGUAGCAACGCGAACAACAGCGGUGGACCUAGUGCGGCCGAUUUGGGUUUGAGCGCGUCCAUGAACGCCCUGAGCACACUGUCGCAGUUUAACAAUCUCGACCUGACGACGCAGCAGAACAUGACGGCAACGAUGAAUGCACUGGCAGCGAGCCAGGCCAAAGCGAAGGACUACAUCUCCUCCGGGAUAUUGAAUGAUCCUUCCUCGCUGCUUGGCGUACGGCUGCCACCGGACACGGAGAUCAUCAAGUACACCUCUUCCAUCGUGGGGCCCAAAGUACCGGGCGCGACCGGCCGUGGACGUAAGAAAACCAUUUCGUUAGAAGACAAUUCCAUUUUUGCUCAAAUGCAUGGUUUAAGUGCAGCCAAGCGCCAGCGACUGGAACCGAACGAGUAUGGGAGCGGCACCAGCGCCAGUGGCGGAUCACAUCUCGGGACGGGCGGUACCGGUGGUGGAUCUGGACUGCAUCCGUCCGGCCUUUCUCACCAUCAUCAUCAGCUCGGGAGCAAUGGUGGCAUCGGUGGGCUAGGACCAGGAGCAACCGGUGCUGGAGGCGGAUCGAACGAUCGUAUCGAGGUUAUCAAACUGCCACCGACGAUCACAUCGAACGGGAUGUACAGUGCCGGUAAGGGCGCGGGUAAGGAUACUAUGGCCGAUCAUAUGAACGAAUGGUCGGGUCUUAAUCUCAGCGCGAAAGGUUCGGGCAGUUCAUCCUCGGCCGCAGCGACGAUUGUGUCCUCGCUGACGGUAGCCUCUGGCAUGAAUAGCAGCGGCAGCAACAAUCAAUCGUCUGGUAUGCUCGAACAAGACGACGCACCGUUGAAUCUUUCCAUGAAACCUUCAAAAUCGUCCAACGAAGGAAUGCGAAGUGAUUCAACUCAUUCUGCAUCCUCAUCAUCGCCCGCCAUGUCCGGUGCCAGUGGCAACAGUUUGCAAAGCUUAAGCACAAUCACAGCCGCACUCGGUGGAGGCUCCGGUAAUGCGAACGAUUCUGCCCGAUCACGUCGAAAGUCCGAUAAUAAGAACCGGCGUAAUGCGGCGGCUGCAGCUGCGGCAGCGGCGGCCGCUGCUGCUGCUGCACUGGGUGCCGGUACCCUCGGCCUGGAUGGGAGCGUCAACAUGAGCCUGGCGUCGGCCGCAGCCGCGUACGCGGCAGCAUCGCCCGUCUCGACCAGUACGGGCUUUUGCACCGGUACGAACAGCACCAGCACGCUAAACUCCCUGCUGAUGGCAUCGGUUGGGACCGGAUCCGGUACCAAUACCAUCACCACCACCUCUAACACAACUACCAGCGGCGGCGGCGGCAGCAGUAGCGGCGGGGGCAGCAGUAGCAUCGUCGGUGGUGCUUCGUCUACGGCCACGGCUGCUGCUGCCAAUGCCGCCAACCAUCAGCUGAUGGCGGCCCAGCUUGGCUUCAACAGUUCGCUGUCCGAGCUUUUAAAAAUCUCCAAUUACGAGGAGUACGAUUACGCAUCGCUCGGCGGAUCUCAAUUCAAGGAAGGUCGUCCACGCAAUCUUGGCCGUGGUGUGUCUAAACCGAAGAAGAAUACCGUUGCCUCGCUGUUGGCGCAAAGUCGUGCGGUUGGAUCGAAACCAUUGACUGCCCAGCAACUUUUAACACAGGACGCAGAGAUUGAAAAACUAAGACAAGCCAUGCUGGAAGCAAGUCGGAAUCAAUCGAUGGACAAUAGCACCUCCAACACCAACACUGACACCGAAAGCAUCUCCGAGAGCGGGAUGUCCGAAUCGGAGGGCGAGGAGCAUAUUAAUUUGAAGGAGCUUCGCGUACCGUUGGAGAAAGGCUGGCGGCGAGAAACGGUGAUCCGCGGGCUUACCAAGAAUGGACACAUUAAGGGAGACGUGUAUUACUACCCACCGCAGAGCGUAAACAAGAUGAAGGGCAUGAAUCAAAUUCAGCUGUAUUUAGAUCAAUUUAAGCCUAAGGAUCUGAAUCGUGAUAAUUUUAGCUUCUCGGCAAAGGCAGUCGUUGGUACGUUUCUUCAACCUGCUCCCCCACCGUACGCAACCGACGGUGAGUUCAUUAAGAUGACCGAUGUUGAGGUUAGUCGGCGGUUGGAGGAGCUGAAAAUGUUCACCCGGCAUGCCGGACUAGGCGUGGAGCAAAGGAUCGAAAUUGCAAAGCAGCAACAGGCACUACGGGACGCUAAGAAGUUGGCAAAGGAAGAGAUGAAUAAAAACAAGGAAAAGGCUCGACAGGCAAAGGAAGCAGAACGCAACGAACGUUUAGAGCAACAGCGCAAAGAGCGGGAACUGAAAAACCAACAGGCACUGGAGGCGAAGAAGAAGCGCGAGGAGGAACUGGCCCGACAAAAGGCUGAAGAAGCGGCACGGAAGGCACAGGAAAAAGAACAUAAACGACAGCAGGCAUUGCUGUUAAAGGAACAGGAACUUGCCAAGCAGAAGGAGUUGAUGUAUGCAAUGGAAAUGGAACGAGAAAGACGAAGGCAACAUAUGGCUCUGAUCAAGCAAUUGGAACUGCGUCGCAAGUUUGAAGAGAAGGAAAAGAAGAAACACCAGGUAAUCUUGGAUAAACUGAUUCAGCGCGAAAAGAAACUAGUGAUGAGAAAACGGGACACAAACAUUCUAGCCGAAUUAAGAAAACCUCAAGAGGAUUCGGAGAUAGUGGAUCAAACGGAGUUACCUGCCUUUUCACGAAUUCCUGGACUAAAGCUGACUGGCACUGGGUAUGCCGAUCUGCUGAUGGUGUUUGAAUUUUUGCAUAACUUUGGCGAAACGCUUGGUUUCGAUAUGGAGUCACUGCCCAACUUGCAAUCGUUGCAUCUCGCACUUACGUCGGAGAAUGCGAUCGAUGCCGAAGAGGAACUGCUGUCCGUAAUGACGCAUCUGCUCGUCUGUGCAAUAGAAGAUCCGGGCAUACCGAAUCCGGGCCGUCAUACGACACUGCUCGGGCAAACACUACGCCAGGCGGAUAUCACACACACGAACGUAUCGGAAAUAUUGCGCAUCUAUCUGUACGCGGUUGCCACCGGAGAGGUGAAGCUACAGUCCGGCAUCAAUCUGGAGCGCGACCGUGACGCCCCGUCCAAGCAUCAUCUAGUCAAUGACGAGGAUUUCAAGAUGUGUAGUACGAAAAACUCACAGUUUUAUGAACUGCUGGCCGAAAACGCGCGCUACAAGCUGUCCGAGCUGCUGAAGGACAAACCGUUCGUGGCGCUCAAUCCGACCACGAAGACGGAAAUACUCGCCAUGCUGUGUAACGAUCUGCUUAUGAACAAAGCGGUAUGCAAGCAGAUCGACAGCAGCCUGGAGUCACAGGCGCAGCUCAAAAAAGAACGGUACCUGUUGGACAACAAAAUCCGAAAGUACAAGAUGUUGGUAGCGCGCAAACAGCGGCUCGAGCAGUACGAAAAGGCUCAACAGGCGGCACUUGAAAAAUCACUUUCAAUGAAAGCGGCCGAAGAGGCGAAACGGGCGGAAGAGGCAGCCGCGAUGGCUGCAGCGGCAGCAGCAGCAGCAGCGUCGGCUGCAUCGGAAGUGAUCACGAUACCAGAAGAUGGAGUCGAAGCAAUGGAGACUGAAACGAAGCACCCCGGAACCGACGGUGCAUCAGGGGAUGGUGCGUGUGAAGUGAUUGAGAAUGGCACGGCAAAGGAAACGGUUCCAUGUUCCGAUGGGGAAGGAUUAACUUCCGUUCCACCAUCGGAUGGAGGAGGAUGCAAACCGGGCGAGCUGGAGGAAGGUGAAAUCGUGAGCAAAAAAGAUUUCAGUGCGGAAGGACAUAAGACUGACGAUGAAGACGAUGACGAUGACAACGAUGUGGUGGAAAUCGUACCAAUGCCGGUGACUUGUACAGUUACGGAAGAUUCCUGUCCAAACACGAUUCCAGCAUCGGCCGAAGGGGAUGGAGAUGGAAGUGAACAGACAAAGCCAGACACCGCCACCGCUAUGACAGAAUCGGAUGAACCGAUGGAUACAUCAUCGGUGGAACCGGCACAAGUGCCAAGUGCACACGAACAGAAUCACUCGGAAGUCAUGAAUGGUAUUGAAACGCCUACGCCGGUUGGUGACGGCUGUACAAACCGUAUCGAAGGGAACGGCCCUAGUGUUCGUAUGCCGGAGAAUAACAACGCACAUCAUGCAUUACCGAUGUCUGAGGAACAUCAUGCACCGCCAGUCACUCCACCACCUCCACCACCACCGCCACCCUCGCAUCCAGUUGUGUAUCCCGUUUUGCAGCACAACAAAGCGAUGAUGCAGCUCGAACCAGGCGAAAUCCCGCCACCCGGUAUGGACAUAUCGGGACUAGGCCCACGCCACACGACUGGAACCGAAAUACCGACAAUAUCCGUUUCUUCAACGCCGGAAGAAAGUCCCGUUAAAGUAGGAGAUGUUGGUGUUGAUACUCCCAACGGUGGUGUAUUUAACAUGCCUGGAAAACCUGUAGGUGUAGCAUCCGAAAUGACGAACGGUGAGCAGCAGCAGCAACCACAGCAACCCCCGCAAGUGCAUCAGAAUCAAACGAACAACUCAGCAACGGAGUUAGAUUUAUUGUCUAAAUCGAUCAUCAACGAUCAUGCCACUUGCGGUACGGACGAGGAUAACAGUGAUCUGGAGAGCGAAGGUACACAGCUGGAAGAGGACGAAGAUGCACAUUUGACGGCUGAAGAGGCACAGCGGAAAUACGACAAGAUUCUGGAAACGUCCUUCCAAAACAAGCAACAGCUGGAGAACGCGCUGAAUCAACUAAGGGUGAAAUGUUUUGGUCAGGAUCGGUAUUGGCGUCGCUACUGGAAUCUCGGUAAAUGUGGUGGCAUUUACGUGGAAGCGAUGGAAUCUACCCAGCCCGAGAUGUACCGAUACGAAAAUGCACUCGAGGAGGUACAGAGCCGGCCGGACUAUGUGCCGAAGUAUGCGCCCGCUAUCAAACCGGAGACUGUCGUGAAACCGGAUCCAGCAUCGGAUGUAAACUGCAAGAAAGAGGAAGGCGAAGCUGAUGCGGUAAAAGCGGAGGGUGUCGCGCCGGACCUGAAACCAGAGGUAGAACCUGAGGCGUCGGCUGUGGCGGCGGAUCGAAAGCGUAAGCGUUGUUCAUCUGUGUCGUUGAAAAAGAUGAAGAAAAAGAAAAAGAAACAACGAACAACUUCCGAAGGAGGGGGAUCGUUUGGUCAGGAUGGUGCUGGGGGUGGCUUUAAUGACGGUGCCGAGGAAGAGGAUGAUGGUGACGAUGAAGACGAGGGUGGUGCCGAGGACGAGGAUGAUUGUUCGCGGACAAGCUUUGGCAAUGGACCAGCGCUGGAAGAUGGCCGUACGGCAGAUUCACAGUCGGAUGAUUGUAAAAUUAUCGAGGAACCGGAAGUAGUGUUGAAGGAAGGUGUUACCGGUGGUAAUAUGCUGCCCGCUGCUCGGGAAGGUACGGGAGAAGAUCAUAUCAGAGCUUCGUGCGAGAGGAAUAAUGGUUCAAAUGGUAAUCCCGAGUCUAUGCACGAGGAAGCGGUCGAUCAGCAUUCGAGAAAGAAUGAACAGAACGAACAUGAAGCACACCAGGAGAAUCACAAACCGGUAGAAGAGGGUCAAACGCUGGAAGCUUCGAGUAACGCCGUAGGUGCCGCACCACCUAAGAAAUCCGACGAUCAGCUGAUGGACAUUGAAGAUUCUAUUCCGACGGCGAUCCUUGUACAGAAAGGCAAUGAUCACGAUGAAACGAAAACGGUCGAAGUGAAUAAUCAGAUUGGUGGCGUGAAUGUGUCACCACACCAGCCCUCAUCGGCAGCAGCAACAGCAGCACCGACGGUCUCGCACGAAGAUGACGAUGAUUUGACGAUGGUGCAAGACGAAACGCCCACGAUCACGAUCCCCGAUGAUGAUACGGAGAGUGGCGAUCGUAUGACAGGGGCCCACGAAGCUGUUGAGCACGGUGGCAGACCAGAACACGAUAAAGGAUCGACGAUGAUCGAUAGCAUGAACUGUGAUAUGAAGCCAAAAUUGAUGGAAAAUGGAGUGGAGCUGCGGGAUCCGGGCGAGCUGGUCGAGUGUCAGCUGCAGGAGGUGGAUGACGAUGAGGAGAUAAUUACCGCCGGUCGUGGCAAUAACGCUCGAAGUGGUGAGAGUGUGAACGAGUGCAAGCCAACGAUUGCACUUGGCGAUAAUGGUGGAGUUGAUCGGAAGCCAAGAACAACGACGACAACCACGUCAGUUAUCUCGUACGGUAGCGACGUUGAGAUGAUCGAGAUAAAGGAGGAGGAGAGUAGUUGCGUUCCGCGUGCUCCGAUUACACCUGGCAGCUACCUGUAUCUACGCAAUACGGAUACGAAGCAAGAGAAGGAGUUUAGCGAUCAGCUGCUGAAUCGUUGGUUCUCGAUUGUCGAUAAGGAGCUGCCACUGUCGAGUACGGAGUGUUCGCUGCCGACAAUCAACGGCAAUACUCCCGCUUCUUUAGCACGUCAAAUUUUCACCAACAUUACCUGCCGCGAGAUCUGCCAAAUUCAGGGCAAUCGAUGGGACAUCGGUAACAACAUUCAGUUCUUUAGUGUACCACUGGAGAAGGGUGUCGAGAUUCAUUUCCCAAACGAGUCGAUCCUGUCCAUGUCCGGGUUGGACGAUGACGAGAUCAACGAGGUGAUCGCAAAGAAGAGUCGACCGGAACCGCUGCAGCUGUCCGAUAUGAAGCCGGCGUUUAAGCGUGAAACCAUCGAGUAUUCGUACAGUCACCAUCAUCCGAACCAGAUCCGGCUGCGGGCGGAAAUGCUUGCCGAGGAAACAGCCGACCCGGAGGAGUACGGGAACUUUUCGCUUCCGGCGUACAUGACGCUUACGCUUUCGAAUCUGACCGCGUACGUACAGUGCGAUCAGUUCCAGCCACUGCAGAUGACACCGGAAGAGGAGAAGCAGCUGGAGGACGUGAAGCAGCACGGAGCGCCCCAGAAAACCGAACCACUGGUUGUGCCACGCGAGUUUCGCUACGGUUGGUGGAAGAUUAAUGAUAUCGAGGAGCUCAACGAGCUGAUCAAGUCGCUGAAUCCGCGCGGUGUACGGGAGCGUCUGUUGCGCCAAAGUUUGCUUGAAUCGUUGGCAGAAAGCGUGAAUCUCACUACGCCCCAUCAUGUGUCGCAUCCGCGUGCGGCACCACCACCGAACGGUUACAUCGAGCCGGAAGCUUGGAACGCGUGGAAUCCGUCCAUUGCGCGGCGCGUUGAAGUGGCGCUGCUCGAUCAGAUCGAAGCGAUGGAGGACAAGGUGGCAAGUGCAUCUAUGCAGGUGAAAGGAUGGCAAAUGCCGCAACGGGAAGGUGACAGCGAGAACGGUGUCGUGGAGGAUGUAACGAUCGAGAUGUUGCGCGAACGUAUCCUAGGACUCGAAGCGGCCAUUGAACGACGCUACCUCAAACCACCGCUGGGAAUCAACACCACCGAGGCGCAAAUGGCGGUCAUUGCGCAACAGGAGGCGCAUCACAAUCAGAACAACUCGAACGUAUCGAAUCUGUCCAACUGCUCAAACAGUUCCGCCGAGGAUGAGAAUCUCCCGAAAGGUCUGCUGUCAUGGCGCGACGCAGUAGAACGUUCCGUCACUACCGCACAACUAUCGAUGGCACUGUACGUGUUGGAAUCGUGCGUCGCCUGGGACAAGAGCAUCAUGAAAGCGCAAUGCACAAAGGGGGGAAAGAAUGGAAACAAAAAGGCAGGCAACAAGUCGAGCAAAAAGAAGAACGGUACAGUCGCGAACCAGCACGAUUCGCCGGCCAGUAAGAAGGGCACUGCUUCUAAUAACAAUACUACCGCUACUAACAUCUCGGGAUCUACCUGGGAAUCCUCCACGAUACUGACGGCGGCGGCGGCGGCAACAGGGACAGCGACGAUAAACACCGGCAACAGCACGCCCAAUGGCAAAUCGAAGAAGAAAACACUCUCGAAAUCCAAAUUGUCUUCCCUUCUAUUGCAGAAUUGUCAGUUUUGUCAAUCGGGAGAAUCCGAGGAUAAGCUGCUACUGUGCGACGGUUGCGAUCGUGGCUAUCACACCUACUGCUUCAAGCCACGCAUGGACAAAAUUCCGGACGGUGAUUGGUAUUGUUUUGAAUGUAAAAACAAAGCUACUGGUGAUAGGAAGUGUAUCGUGUGUGGAGGUCUCCGGCCACCACCAUUAGGCAAAAUGGUAUACUGUGAGUUGUGCCCACGGGCCUAUCACCAGGACUGCUACAUACCGCCAAUGCUGAAGUAUCCGCGCGGUAAAUGGUACUGCCAGAACUGUGUCGCUAAGGCGCCACCAAAGAAGAAACCGCAGCGCAAACCGAAGGAACGGACCACCAACAACAGCUCCCAGUCGUUGCUAAACAGCUCGUUAAACAGCUCGCAGAACCAGUCGUUGAAUUCGUCCCACGAGGACAUCGCAACGACCCCGUUAAGUCCAGCACAUUCAAUAGCGUCCACGAGUCAUGAAGAAUCGUCGGCGCCACAACAUCUACAGCAACCGCAUAACAGUGCCAUUGUCGGGCACAUGCCGGGUGUACCGGUACCGGUCACGGCAACGACACCAUCAACAUCGGCUUAUCAUCAUCAGCAACAGCAGCAGCAGCAAAUGCAACAAUCGCAACCACACCCACAACAGUACGGUGCACAAAGUGGCAUUGGUGUCGCUACGGUCGAGGAGAAUAACUAUGCCAUGUGUCAUCCUCCCGUACCCAAUGAUACCAUGACGGCGGCGUAUGGUCAGCAGCAACAACAGCAGCAGCAAUACUAUCAACAAUUUUAUCAGCAACAGCCAUUGUCCUCCGUUACGCCACCAUCAGUACCGCCGCCAUCCGCGCAACAAUCGUACUGUCCAACUGCUUCGACCGAAAAUAACGCGCUGGAGGAGGAACAGCAAUCAAACUAUGCUGGGAAUGCGAAUGAAUCCACACAAAUUAUGACGGCUGAAAGCUAUUCUGAUGCGCAAGAUGCCUCGCAAGAACAGAACGAAUUACCUGCCGAAACGAUCGAACCAUCAACACCGAAACAGGUGGAAUCUACCGGAUCACCUGCUGCCGCUUGUAGUAGCAGCGAAUUCUAUUCACCCUCAAGCAACGCAAUGAAUGCAUGCUCGUCGGCCAAUUAUCCGGACAGUGAGCGCGCACUACCCGCAGGGAACGAUGGAGACGGUAGCUGUGGUGGUGACUCAUCGGAGGAGUAUCAACCGAGACCGUCUCCGGUAAAGGAAUCGUUGAGUAUGGCCAGCUGUAGCAGCAGCAACAGUAGUACUAGCGAUCAUCAGCGUAAGGAGCGUUCGAAGGAACGUGACGAAGCAAAGGAACGGGCCAAACAGGAAAAGAAGGCGACGAAAAGGCUGCUGAAGGAGUUGGCCGUAUGCAAAACCAUCCUGGAGGAAAUGGAGCUACACGAAGAUUCGUGGCCAUUUUUGUUGCCGGUAAACACGAAACAGUUUCCGACGUAUCGUAAGGUCAUCAAGAGUCCGAUGGAUCUUUCGACGAUUAAGAAACGCCUCCAGGAUUUAGUGUAUAAAUCACGCGAAGAUUUCAUUGCAGACGUGCGGCAAAUAUUCGACAACUGUGAAGUUUUCAAUGAAGAUGACUCACCUGUCGGCAUUGCUGGGCACGGUAUGCGGAAGUUUUUCGAGCAACGAUGGGCAGAUUUGACGGACAAGCACUCUUGAUACCAUCAGCUGCACCAAUCGCACCCUUCUACCCGUGGUGUUCCGGAGCAGGAGGUCAGCGUUGAAGGGAAACCGUCGGAAGAUGCGGGAACGUUUCUAACGCCCGCACUUCCCCCACCAUCUUCACCACCGCCAUCACCCCAAUCGGUAACUACUAUGCCGUCGUCAAUGUCGCAUUCAGCGACAUCAUCGCUACUGCCAACCCAACAGUAUUGGAUGGAACAAGGUGAUAGUAGCGGUGAGGAGCGAUCUUUAGAAAAGAAAAUGGAUAACUUAGAACCGAUCUCCAGCGCUGUCUGUAAGGAAGCGGACGCUAGCGAACAGGUGUAGCUGGCAGCAAACCUACACGAAGGCACGAGUAGGAGACACAAACAUUGAUUGAUAGCGCAGGAAAAAUCGCAACAAGUAAUCACACACGCGCUAUUUACGCAUAGCGCCCAGAGAGAACCAGAGAAAAAAGACUGUGUCCGCCGCAGCGUUUCUGACAUGCGUCGGGAGGCGAAGAGCAAGUUCUUGCAUGCCGCGGGUUGAGGAGAACAGCGGCAGUAAACACUCACCGUGUGAACAUAUUAGCGUGAUUUGGAACACAUCGAACAACCGAUCCCUCUCCCCAUACAUCAUAGAGACAGACACGGAGUUGCGGAUGAGAGUUUCUCACGAACUCCUCUAUCUCAUAUCUGUCUUCUCCUACAUCACAAAACAUCGAUAAGGCCAUCGUAUUAGACUUAUAGGUUUCUUUUUUUUUGUUUGUUUGUGAAUCAGUAAGAUACUAGCAUCAUCCGAGACUCGGUCGAUUGGUUUUGUAACGGACCAGUUUUAUUUUGCGUUCAAAUGCCGCCCAUACAAACCCAACUGUACAUAGUAGGACAUUACAGUAGAUCGUUAGAUUUUCGAAUCCCUUCUCUGUUGGUUUUAUGGAGUGACACAAAGUGGACGAAAAUGCAAAUGAAGUAGGAUGGUAUGUUAAGGCAAAAGCAAGAUUUCUUUUUUAUACGUGUUUUAAGCAGCAGUAGCUGGUAUUCUUCUGUUUCUCUUCAAAUGCUCUUUCCGAAAAGGAAAUGUAGAAGCGUUGAGAAACAUGAAACAAUUGAUACAGGCGCGUAAAAUGAAAGGUAUAUUUAAAGCAACAAACAAAGGUGAAACAAACGGUAGACAUUAGAGGAAGGGAAAAAAGAAACAACAAUCGUAUUAUUAUUAAUCUAAAUCAUUACAAGACGCCAUCGUUAUAGAGCGAGCGAAUGUUGGUUAGCGGCCAAUUGUUUGUGUGUAAAUCCGGAGCCGGGGAACUUAUGGGAAAACGUAUGGUCUCCCCCCGCCCCGUGAGCUCAUUAAAUUUAUUUUCUUUUACUCAUUGAAGAAGAAAAUGAAAUGAGGUUAGAAGUAUUAACUUUUAUUUAAGUUUUACCGUCGAGCAAACUGAUAGAAAUAGGAAGCGAUAUAUAAAAGGGAUCUGUACGAUGUGAUGGAGGGGCGCUAAACGAUCUUUCUGUCGGUUUUUGCCGCCUGUAAUUGUAUAUGGCACGAUACUAACGAGUGCGUGUUAGCACGUUAUUAAACGAAUUGGAACAUUUCUUGGAAUAUUUCAUCCUGAUGGAUGGCGAAAAUGAUGUAUUUAUUGAACCAAUUGUCGAAUCAGACAAAAAAGUGUCUCCAAGAAGCUGUAUGGCUGACAGGGAUACAUUGUGCGUAGAAACAGACUGAAGCAAGGAUAAGAGAUCCUUUAUCUCCUUCAAAGAACGAACAAGCGGAUCAGGAGCAAAACCUUAAACAUAUUGUGCCCGGCUAGACAAGAAGAAAAAAACCCAGAAAGCAAGUAUUUUUUACACAUAUACACACACGCACACCCAGGCAGCAAGCACACAGCAGACAAGUGGUUGUAUAAUUUCAGACCGGCGAUUGCGUUAACAAGGUUUAACAGAGAGAAAAGUCAAUGCAAUUUUAAUUCUGUCUUACACGAAUAAAUACAUAUAUAUUUUUAUGUUCAAACACAGUUCCUCAGGUAACGACAGAAAUCGCAAGGUAGAGUAAACAUAGGAAUGGGAAUGUGUGCUUAGGAAAAAAGGGAGAAUGGAGGAAGGAACCAGUAUUUCUUUAAACGUAUUAUUUGCGUUUUGCGGUCGCACACACCCACAAAUAGCGGAAAAAGCAAUCCCGGUUU
This is a messenger RNA of Anopheles funestus (African malaria mosquito), 13788 nucleotides long. RefSeq lists its product as uncharacterized. Bases 606 to 11630 code for a protein of 3674 amino acids. The transcript is spliced from 28 exons. The record is from RefSeq and is a predicted model, not a curated record. Gene Ontology annotation, molecular function: DNA binding; protein binding. Lineage: Eukaryota; Metazoa; Arthropoda; Insecta; Diptera; Culicidae.